AUGCGCUCCCACCUACUUCCUCUCCGCUCCCCACUCAAGCUGGCCUCAUUGAGGCCUGCAUGUCGUUCAUUCGCUACGGCCAAGCCCAAUAUCCCACUGAAGCCGUGUGUUGACUCGGAUAACUGCGCCUUCCAGGAGCCAUCUACCGACGGCAGGCCGGCUUCACUGCAUUUCAAGUCUGGACAUGUCUUCACCGGUCGGUCCUUUGGAGCUCCAGUUUCGACCUUUGGUGAAGCUGUCUUCACCACCUCCACCACCAGUUACCCCGAGUCCAUGACAGACCCGUCCUACCGAUCGCAAAUUUUGGUCUUCACAACUCCCAUGAUCGGCAACUAUGGAAUCCCUCCCAACGUCCUCGCUACCUCACCCACCCCAGUUCCUUCUUCCCCGGACCUUUUCCUUGAAUCCGACCGAGUGCAAUGCUCAGGGGUCGUCGUUGCUGAGCUGGCCGACCGAUUUUCGCACUAUCAAGCCAUGGAGUCGAUCAGUAACUGGUGCCAUCGCUUCGGUGUACCCGGCAUCACCGGCGUGGACACUCGUGCUAUCACCUCCCUUCUCCGGCAACAAGGCAGCACGUUGGCUAAGAUUGCUGUUGGCGAUGGCCACCAAACCCCUGUCACACCUGACCAAUACUGGGACCCCAGUGGAAUCAAUCUGGUAGCCGAGGCCUCGACCAAGACACCCUACACCCUCAACCCCACCAGUCCGAUCUCAAUCGCCAUGCUUGACUUUGGCGCCAAAGCCAACAUUGCUCGUUCCCUUGUCAAACACGGUGCCGCUGUGACCGUUCUCCCUUGGGAUACUCCCGCUUCAUCAAUCAUCGGCAAGUAUCAUGGUCUCUUCUUGAGCAAUGGCCCAGGUGACCCCAAACAUGCUGUGGCAGCUGUAGAGACCGUCCGAACAGUCAUGAACGAUGCGCCCAACAUGCCCGUCUUCGGCAUUUGCAUGGGUCACCAAAUCAUCGGUCUUGCUGCCGGUCUGCAAACUUACCGUAUGCGUUUCGGUAACAGAGGUCACAAUCAACCCGUCCUGGCACUAGCCAACUCAGGGUCUAUCCAAGCCGGCAGGGUUUUCAUCACCUCCCAGAAUCACCAAUAUGCGAUCGAGCUAAAGGAUCCGUUCCCUGAAGGAUGGGAACCGUUCUUCAUCAACUGUAAUGAUUCUUCAGUUGAGGGAAUCAAAUCUACUGAAGGCAGUGGUCGUAAAGUAUGGGGAGUCCAAUUCCAUCCUGAAGCAGCUGGUGGCCCACUGGACGUCAUGGAGAUGUUUAAAGAUUUCGUUACGCAAUGUUCCACGACUUCCGUUCCUCUUUCAUCUUGA
Puccinia triticina is the source of this 1320-nucleotide messenger RNA. RefSeq lists its product as uncharacterized. Gene Ontology annotation, molecular function: carbamoyl-phosphate synthase (glutamine-hydrolyzing) activity. The record is from RefSeq and is a predicted model, not a curated record. NCBI's taxonomy places the organism in Eukaryota, Fungi, Basidiomycota, Pucciniomycetes, Pucciniales, Pucciniaceae. The transcript is spliced from 8 exons. Bases 1 to 1320 code for a protein of 439 amino acids. Gene Ontology annotation, cellular component: cytoplasm; carbamoyl-phosphate synthase complex. Gene Ontology annotation, biological process: 'de novo' pyrimidine nucleobase biosynthetic process; L-glutamine metabolic process; L-arginine biosynthetic process.